This is a messenger RNA of Clupea harengus (Atlantic herring), 1757 nucleotides long. RefSeq names its product probable E3 ubiquitin-protein ligase HERC4. Gene Ontology annotation, molecular function: ubiquitin protein ligase activity. Bases 64 to 765 code for a protein of 233 amino acids. The record is from RefSeq and is a predicted model, not a curated record. Gene Ontology annotation, cellular component: cytoplasm. The transcript has 5 exons. Gene Ontology annotation, biological process: ubiquitin-dependent protein catabolic process; protein ubiquitination. Lineage: Eukaryota; Metazoa; Chordata; Actinopteri; Clupeiformes; Clupeidae.
UGUUUUCAACUUCAGUAUUAUAAUUACUAAUUAUAAUACUAAUUACUAUACUAAGUGCUAAUAAUGCAUUCCUGUGAGGUAAAUGCUGACAGUAAGGUUAAUGUUGCAUAUGUCUCUUGUUAUCUUCUUGUUGAUCACAUCAGGUCUUUAAAAGCAUUACUGGAUUAUGAGGAUGAAACCCUAGAACAGUUGGAGCAAGAUUUCACUGUGAAAGGACAUGAGCUCAUUCCAAACGGGGGAGAGGUCUUAGUGACCCAAGGCAACAGGCAAACAUUUGUUGAUCUGUACGUGGACUUUGUGUUUAACAAAUCCGUGGAACGACAGUUUGAGGCCUUUGCAGAAGGCUUUGGUCGAGCCUGCCCUGCCCAGACAUGGAAGAUCUUCCAUCCUGAUGAGUUAAGGAUGCUCAUCUUUGGAGAGGCAGAGUAUGAGUGGGAGGAUCUCAGGAAGAUUGCUGAGUAUGAGGGAUGUGAGAGUGCAGAUAUGUUGAUUCAGAAUUUCUGGAGAGUUCUGUUUGAGCUGUCGAAAGAGGACAAGUUGAAAUUUCUGACCUUCAUCUACGGAACUUACCGGCUUCCUUUUGGAGGGCUGGCCAAGCGCCAACUGAAAAUUGUGAGGCUGAACAUGGACAGCGCUGACGAAUACUUCCCCAGGGCCAACAUCUGUUAUGGCACUUUACAGCUUCCCAAUUACAGUAGCAUCGACAUAUUACGCGACAAGCUUACUCAUGCUAUUAUCUACUGUGAUGUGAUUGGAAUGGUUUAGCUCUAAAAGUUCCUGUCUGUUAGUUAUGCACAGUUUUACUGUAAUACUACUGCAAUACUUCAACCCACGGGGGGCUGUAGCAAAAACAGAAAACAGAAAACACAGACACAGCAAAAACAGAAAACAGAUAGAUAGGGGCUCCAUAGUCAUGUACUUGUAGUGCUAGUUUUUGUUUACCUCCUUGUGGAUGAAGUAGAAGCAUCACUCUUGUUCUGCCAUUUUGAGUAGCAUUUUUUGUACAUAUGUGUCUUGUUAGUAUUUAUGUCAUUGGCUACCAAGUUUGCCAUUAUACAGAUAUUUACAACCCCAAAUCAGAGAAAGUUGGGACAGUAUGUUAAAUAAAAAUUCAAACUGAAAACAGUGAUUUGUAAAUUAUCUUUGAUUCUAUUUGCAUUUUCCAUACCGUCCCAACAUUUUCUAAUUUGGGGUUGUAGAACAUUAUGUGACUAGAUAGUGUUUGUUAUGUUAGAAUAUGUUUGUAGGCUAAAAGGUUUGCAUUAUGCCAAACAUAGAGUUGAGAGUCUACACUGAAAGUGAAAAAAUCUGUGGAUGUAAAAGAAUAAAAGUUUAAAUUUCAAUUUACGACAUUUCUUAAGAGACUUGGCAAACCAUCUUCAGGUUUCAGAACUGUAAACAAAUUAGUUGUAGGCAGAUAUUUGUUUCACAAACACCAAUAAAGUCAUCGGAAUGGGGGAUUUAAUUGAUCAUAAUUAUAUUUAGAAUUAUACUUGACUAUCUGGUUAAUACAAUAGUUAGCGUUUUCUCAGAAGGCUCAACUUACCCUAUCAGCUGGAUCAAUUUAACAAUGUUGAGCCACAACACCCCUUUUUUGGAGGACUCCGUAUUUGUUGUCUGUUUGAGUUAGGCACACUGCUACGGUUUAAAUUGAUGGCACACAUCCCGAACUUGUGUUGUAUGCAUUAGUUUUAUUUCUGCCUCAUAUUCCCUUGGCUAUAGGUCAAUUCAAUAAAAUAAAAUAAAAGUUAAUCUUA